Mercurialis annua (annual mercury) is the source of this 1114-nucleotide messenger RNA. Its product is annotated as thylakoid lumenal protein TL20.3, chloroplastic. Bases 102 to 920 code for a protein of 272 amino acids. The record is from RefSeq and is a predicted model, not a curated record. The transcript is spliced from 7 exons. NCBI's taxonomy places the organism in Eukaryota, Viridiplantae, Streptophyta, Magnoliopsida, Malpighiales, Euphorbiaceae.
AAAAAUAAGUGGAUAAAGCAAAGCAAGAGAGCUGACGAAACAUGUUUUCUUGUAUUUUGUAGCAGAACAUCAACAAUAUAGAAACUAAGAUCAUCUUAACAAUGGCAUCAAUCUCCCCAUUAUCCAUUAAAUUUAUCAGCAAAUCUAAUUUAUCCACAAAAUCUCCAUACCAUCUGCCCUCUCAAUCCAAGCCAUUUCACAUAGCUUGUCACUUAGGCACACAAAGACAGGACCCAUUUCUUGAUUGUUCUACAACUAGGUCCAAGAACAACUGGAGUAAACUAGUUUCAACUGCAUUGGCGGCGGCCGCUGUUGUUAAUUUUGGCUUCGGUUCGCCUGCAGUUGCUGAUCUCAAUAAGUUUGAAGCGGAGAUGCGUGGCGAGUUCGGUAUUGGAUCAGCUGCUCAGUUCGGUUCGGCAGAUCUCAGGAAAGCAGUGCAUAUGAAUGAAAAUUUCAGAAGAGCCAAUUUCACAUCAGCUGAUAUGAGAGAGUCUGAUUUUAGUGGUUCAACAUUCAAUGGUGCGUACAUGGAGAAAGCGGUUGCAUACAAGGCGAAUUUUACAGGUGCAGAUUUGAGCGACACCUUGAUGGAUCGAAUGGUCCUGAAUGAAGCUAAUCUGACGAAUGCAGUGCUCGUUCGAUCAGUUCUAACUCGCAGUGAUCUCGGAGGCGCCACAAUCGAAGGUGCCGAUUUCAGCGAUGCAGUCAUAGAUCUCUUACAAAAGCAGGCGUUAUGCAAGUAUGCGAACGGAACAAAUCCAAUAACAGGAGUAAGCACUAGAAAAAGCUUAGGCUGCGGAAACAGCAGGCGAAAUGCGUACGGUAGUCCAUCGUCUCCUCUUCUAAGUGCUCCUCCUCAACAACUACUUGAUCGCGACGGUUUCUGCAAUGAAGCCACCGGUCUUUGCGAUGCAAAGUGAUUUCAAGCCGUUUUCAUGUAAAUAGAUGAAUUUUAUUUAAAAUCGGAGUAUUUACUGCUACAGAUUCUGAAUGUAGAGCUAUAAAAGUUGGAAAAAAAAAGAAACAGAAACCUGCUAAAUGUGUUUAUGUCUUGAAAUUGAACAUAAAAAGAUAACCAUUGUUGCCUUGCUUUAUAUAAUUAAGAGAAAUUUUG